Molecule: messenger RNA, 744 nt
Organism: Elephantulus edwardii (Cape elephant shrew)
Lineage: Eukaryota; Metazoa; Chordata; Mammalia; Macroscelidea; Macroscelididae
Product: NSFL1 cofactor p47-like
Exons: 2
Coding region: 1-744 (247 amino acids)
Biological process (GO): Golgi organization; nuclear membrane reassembly; autophagosome assembly
Cellular component (GO): cytosol; nucleus
Molecular function (GO): ubiquitin binding
Source: RefSeq, a predicted model, not a curated record
AUGGCCACUCGCAGUGCUUCCCUGGAUGGCGACCCUGCUCAUGCUCCCCGGGCCCUGUUCACCGCACACCCAGGCAGGAGGUGCGCGCCACGCGGGAGCCCUGAGCCAGCGCGGAGAGAUGCACCUGGGAGCCCUGCUAGGAAUCCCAGCACUGCAAAUAGAGCAGCUGCUGACCAGCUGUCGGCCAAGGGCAAGAGUUCAAUGAAAAAAAAGUCUCAAAAUAUUAAAAAAUCAAGCCAAGAUGUUCAUGUGGUGUUGAAGCUUUGGAAGAGUGGGUUCAGCCUGGACAAUGGCGAACUCAGAAGCUACCAAGACCCAUCCAACGCCCAGUUUCUGGAGUCUAUCCGCAGAGGGGAGAUGCCAGCAGAGCUGCGGAGGUUAGCUCACGGCGGGCAGGUAAACGUGGACAUGGAGGACCAUCGGGAUGAGGACUACGUGAAGCCCAAGGGAGCCUUCAAAGCUUUCACUGGCGAGGGUCAGAAACUUGGCAGCACAGCUCCCCAGGUGUUGAAUACCAGCUCUCCAGCACAACAGGCAGCAAACGAAGCCAAAGCCAGCUCUUCCAUCGCAAUCAACGAGUCAGAGCCCACCACAAAUGUCCAAAUACGGCUCGCUGACGGCGGGAGGCUGGUGCACAGCUUUGUCCUCAUGACUACCUUCCCGAACAAAGAGCUGGCUGACGAGAACCAGACGUUGAAGGAAGCCAACCUGCUCAAUGCUGUCAUCGUGCAGCGGUUAACAUAA